Molecule: messenger RNA, 927 nt
Organism: Chenopodium quinoa (quinoa)
Lineage: Eukaryota; Viridiplantae; Streptophyta; Magnoliopsida; Caryophyllales; Amaranthaceae
Product: DNA damage-inducible protein 1-like
Exons: 1
Coding region: 1-927 (308 amino acids)
Source: RefSeq, a predicted model, not a curated record
AUGAGUGGGAAGCAAUUGGAAGAUCCUCCUACCAAGGAGCCAUCAAGGGAGGUCAUUGAAGAAGUAGGUGACGGUGAGAAGGUGAUUGAUAGUGCUAAGGUCGAGGAAGAGUCAAGGGAAGCAACUCCAAAACCUCUUGCUCCGUAUGUACCUAAGGUUCCUUUUCCGCAAAGGUUACCCCAGGCUAAGCUUGAGAAAAAGUACGGUAAAUUUCUUGAUAUCUUGAAAAAGCUUCAUAUUAAUAUUCCGUUCUUAGAUGCUAUAUCCGAGAUGCCUUCUUAUGCUAAAUUUUUAAAGAUUAUGCUUUCUAACAAGAAAAAGCUAGAAGAGAAUGCUACAGCUGCUUUGAAUGCAGAGUGUAGUGCUAUUUUACAGAAUACUCUCCCUAAGAAAUUAGGUGAUCCAGGUACCUAUUCAAUUCCAGUGAAGCUUGGAGAUAUUGAAAUUAAAAGGGCACUAUGCGAUCUUGGUGCAAGUGUGAGUCUUAUGCCACUGUCCAUCUGUAAGAAGCUGCAAAUGGGUGAACUCAAACCCACACGCAUAUCCUUGCAACUUGCAGACAGGUCAGUCAAAUUUCCUUUGGGUGUACUUGAGGAUGUACCUCUUCGUGUAGGUAAGUUUUUCAUUCCUUGCGAUUUUGUUGUGAUGGAAAUGGAGGAAGAUGCAAAUGUUCCAAUUAUUCUUGGUAGACCUUUCUUAGCUACUGCAGGUGCAAUUAUAGACAUGAAAAAUGGUAAGGUCACCUUUGAGGUUGGUGAUGAAAAAUUGAAAUACUCACUUUUGAAUGCUAUGGGUACUCCCUCUAUGGGAGAAACUGUUUGUCAGGUCAAUGUGCUUGAUGAGUUGCAGAGUGAGCAACUUCCUUUGAGUAAAACAGAUGAUGCACUUGAACAAGUGCUAGUCGGGAAGGAUGAUGAUGGAGAUUAG